Messenger RNA from Diachasma alloeum, 1560 nucleotides. RefSeq lists its product as uncharacterized. The record is from RefSeq and is a predicted model, not a curated record. The coding region runs from base 81 to 1304 and encodes 407 amino acids. The transcript has 5 exons. NCBI's taxonomy places the organism in Eukaryota, Metazoa, Arthropoda, Insecta, Hymenoptera, Braconidae.
GUGACUUUUAACAUUGACAAGGUCUCCGGAAAUCUGUACCAUCACACGAGAUUGAGAUCAUCAGAAAUAUCGAUCCGAAAAUGGCAUUGGUGGCACCAGACUGGCUGAACGCAGACUUUAUGCAACGAGUCCUGAAGAAUUCAGAGAACGACAAUACCAUUAAAAUAAUUGAAAUGACGACGAAAGCCGCGACCAAUAAAGGUGACAAUUAUACAAGCGACAUGCAUCGUGCAACCGUUGAGUUCACACGCGAUGAGCGCGGCAGGAAGGUCACGGAGAAGCGUUCGAUAAUUGUUAAGGUGGCACCUACCACAGAGGGACAGCAGAAGGAGUUGGUAGAACAGGCUGGUCUCUUCGGAAUAGAAAUAUUGAUGAUGACGACAACACUUCAGGAAAUGCAGGCACUCCUGCCGGAGACGAAGAUAAGUGGAAAAUGUCUCUAUACACAGAGCGAAAAUCCUCCGCUCUUAGUCAUUGAGGAUCUUGCACCUCUGGGAUUCCGUAUGGCCGAUCGGGAAGCCGGCAUGGAUCUCGACCAUUGUAUCCUGGCUUUGAGAGGAUUAGCUAAAUUCCAUGCUAGCUCUGUAGCAGUAUAUGAAAAGUCACCGGAAUGUAAGAAUCUCUACACCAGAGGCAUCUUCAACUCUGACAAUCCACCAGGAAUGGUGCAAUUUUUCACAAACGGUAUGAAGAGUCUCGCUAGAGCUGCAGAAAACUGGCCAAAACUUGGUAAGAAAUACGCUGAAAAGAUCAACAAAGUAGCAGACGUCGCGUAUGACAGAGCAUCAGACUGUCGAAUACCCAGUGAGUCAGACUUCAACGUAAUAAAUCACGGUGACUUUUGGGUGAAUAACAUGCUCUUUGCCUACGACGACAACGGCAAAGUCACGAAGCAUAUUUUCGUAGACUUUCAACUUUGUGUCUAUGGUUCACCAGCAAUUGAUCUCAAUUACUUCCUCAAUACAAGCCCUUCGGAAAGUGUACUCUUGAAUCACCAGGAUCAUCUCAUAGAUGAGUACCUCAAAGUCCUAACUGCAACAAUGCGGAGAAUCGGUUGCAAGGUACAGCCACCAAGCAUGGAUGAACUGAAGGGCGCCAUAUAUAGGAUGGAGCUUUAUGGGAUGCUCGCCGCAUGCACCAUCCUGCCGAUAGUUCUCGUAGAUAAGAACCAAGCUCAGAACCUUGACGAGAUCCUGGGACAGGAUGAGGCGUCGUUCAAUAACAAAGCGUACGAGAAUCCCAAGUACAGAGAGACCAUGUGCAGGAGAUUACCAAAGUGGGAAGCCAUGGGAUUGCUCGAUUAAUCUCAUUUCGUUGAUCGCUGUUAGAAAAAGGUGGAAAUUUUAUGGACAGUUGAAUAGUAAUUUUUAAGAGAGUGAUAUUUCAUUCAAUCUCGGGUGAAGAAAUAAUUUUUGAUAAUUCCUCUGGUAAUUUUUCAUGUUGCCUAUAUAUGAAGUGUACCGAAAUGAAAAGCACCUAAAAUUUAAGACAAAAUUUUUUAUGUCAUGCGUGCGUGUAAAGUACAGGUUAACAGGGGCGUUUGGAGGUCGGUAAGUCGAA